Messenger RNA from Mycena indigotica, 393 nucleotides. RefSeq lists its product as uncharacterized. The transcript has 2 exons. The record is from RefSeq and is a predicted model, not a curated record. NCBI's taxonomy places the organism in Eukaryota, Fungi, Basidiomycota, Agaricomycetes, Agaricales, Mycenaceae. The coding region runs from base 1 to 393 and encodes 130 amino acids.
AUGGCGCCAGUAGCUCCCGGCGAGCCCAAGCCCUCCCCGAAGCCCCAGCCCAUGGGCGGCAACAUGCCGAUGAUAUUCCUCUUCACCACCUGCACGCUUUGCUUCCUGUUCAUCCUCUGGCGACGCGCAAGCGCCCUCCGCUCUGUCAUUUCUCACCAACUGAAGACGCUCACCAACUCGAGUGGUGCGAUACGGCUGAGUGAAGACGGGCCGCCUGCCAGUGCUUUCCUAGAAGAUGACUACGACGAUGACAAUGAGGGGUUGACUUUGGAUGUCCAGGUCGAUGCUGCUAUGGCCGCACGCCCUCGGGAGAGUCAGGCGGCGGCCCUCAUGCUGGGGUCCAGCGAAGCGGGCUCACGACCAGUGCCCGAACAACAGGAAGAGACGACUUGA